AUGAGCACCCGGCGGUCCCCGGGACGCCGGAGGGGGAGGGCGGAGGCUCGCCUCAAGGCUGAAAAUCUGAAGAAAAUAAACCAAGAGCUAAGGCAACAUGUCCUACAACUGCUUAAUAAGAAGCAAGUGGUUGAAAGACAAGUGGAUAGUUUGACCUGUAAAAAUGAUCACCUGUGUAAAGAACUUGCUGUAAUUGCCAAACUAUCUGAGCAGCUGGAAAAGGAAAACGAGUUGUUACUGAACACCACUGAUAAGGAGCUAGAAGAAGCAAAGACUCAAGUUCGACGCCAGCAGAACAGCAUAAAGAAGCUGGAACACACGGUGAAAACAUUGAAAUCUGCUAUUCUGCAAACAGAGAAUGAAAUAAGGCAAGGGAAAUCACCUUCAAGGCUUGAUACAUUUAUUAAGACACUGGAAGAGGACAGAGACUACUAUAAAAGCAAGACUGAGAAUUUGCUGAGGGUGUUUCGAAACGCAUCUUCAAGUCCUAAGCGUGGCUCUACUUGGGACAGCAUGUCCAAAAAAAAAUCACACGUCCAGGCCCAGGAAGAGAUUUCCCAGCUUCAUCAGGAAGUCAUCAAAUGCACCAGGACUCCAAGAAGUACUGUGGCAGCUCAAGCAAUGUUAAGGCAUGUGGAGACAGAAAGGGAUACAGCACUGUCACAUUUACGAAGGAUGACUGCAGAACAUGACAGUCUCAGGAAGCAGCUGAAGAUUUCCCAAGAGACUGCAUUUAAUGAAAAAGCUCAUUUGCAGCAGAGAAUUGAAGAGCUAGAAACUACUAUUCAAAAUUUAGAUAGUGAACGGUUAGAGCAGAUGUCCAGAAUGGCUCUAAUGAAAGAACACAUCGAUUCUCUGGAAACAGAGGUAAAAAUAAUGUCAAGAAGAUGCCAGGACUCUGAGAAUGAGCUAAGCCACCAGAAGGAUGAAUAUAUUUCACUGAGUCUAAUGAAGGAAAAGACAGAGCAGAUUCUUUCAGAGGCACAGCGAAGUCUUACUAAGAAAAAAUAUGAAAUUCAACUUAAUGAAGAGAAAAUUAAGCUUCUGGAUGAAAAAAUCGAUGACUUUUCAAAACAAAGUUCUGCACAAGAAGAGAAGAUCUGUGCAUUGAAAGAUACAAUUGUGCAACUUGAUAAAGAGAAGGAAACUUUGCAAGAAUGCGUGGAAGAAGAAAGAGAGAAGAUCAUCACUUUUGAGGAAAACCUGAAGAUUAAAGAGAAAACUAUUUCAGAUUUGAAGAUUCUGAUUUCCGAUUUGGAGCGUUCAAUACAAAAAUCUGCUGAAGCGCUGUGUAUCUGUGAGAAAGAUAUCACCAGUUUGCAACAACAGCUGCAAGAAACCAACAAAGAACUUGCACAAGCUAACAACAACAGAGAAAUGUUAGCUCAGGAGAAGGACAGGUUACAAGAGCAUCUUUCUAAUGCUAAACAAGAAAAUCAGGUACUACAUAUGAAAAUAACUAAGUACAAGAAUGAGCUUGAUGAGAUGAAGUUGAAAGCCCAGGAUUCAAACACGGAUAUUGCCAGGCUUAAGGGAGUACUGAAGUUUAAAGAGAGAGAGAACUGUGAGCUUUUGGAGAAUUACCACAAAGCCCGUGAACAAGGAGAAAGUUGGGAAGCAAAGUGCCAUCAAGCAGAAGAAGACUGUAACUCUGCCAGAUUGGCAUUAAUCAGUGCAGAGUCUGAGAACCGCAGGUUGAAAGAGAAAAUGAAGACUCUUGAGACAGAGAUGGAGCAACUGCAGAGUGAAUGUGAUUCAUCCCAUUCUGAAAUAGAGCUGCUGAGAAGACAACUGGAAAAUGAAAGAGCAUCUCUGAAAAAUCUGGAAUCUUUGCUUGCGUCCAAUCGUGAGAGAGAAUUUCAGUCACAAAUAGCAGAGCAAGAGAAAGACUCCGAAAUUCUGCUUCUCAAGGAGCAACUUUUUUUAGCAGAGAAUAAACUCACUGUGAAGAGUCGAGAUUUCACUCAGCUCAAAAAUACAACAGCUCAGCUAGAGUCAGAAUUGGAUAUCACUAGAAGACAGCUGGCAACUGAGAGGUUUGAAAGGGAACGAGCUGUACAGGAACUUCGAUGCCAGAAUCGUACAGUCACGUAUCAGUUAAGCUCUACAUUAAGAACAUCAUCACCUGAACGUGCUCAUCAUCCACUUCCUGAUUGGUCUCUGGACAGUUCCCUGGAAGGGAAUUCUUCAUUCAAGAACUUCUAAUAUUAUAUUCACAAUGGCCUGUGAAGACUGCACACUAUUUGGAGAGUUCAAGUUUAAUUUACAUUCAGUUAUCCUUUUUGCCUGCUGAAUGCUUUAUUUCAUUAAAUCUGUUUCAAAAAUACUUGCAUGGAUUUAUAUACACUCUUUGUUGUUCAUUGGGAAGAAAUUGGUAUGGAUAGCUUCCUUUCCUUCCCCUCCCCGCUCAUGUAUUUUUGUGUUACAUGGCACAUCCAUCACUGUAAACAUAAAAAAAGUUCAGGUUACAUUGAUUGUACUCACAUUGUACUGUAAUUUUAACAUUGUGCAUUAUUUUAAAAGGUCAGUGAUAUAAUUAAAAAACAGGAUAGCAAAUAACAAUAUGAAACUUUAUUGGAGGAAAAAGGUGUCUAUGUUCAGGUGUUAUGAUUUGAAAGUGUGAGGGCUACGCUGAAAGUAAUGCCUCCUGUUUUGUGGUGUUGGCCCAUGAUGACAGAGGCAGAUGUUGGUGGGAUGGCAGUGGAGGUUGAACCUUCCCACCAAUAUUCCA
Centrocercus urophasianus (Greater sage-grouse) is the source of this 2731-nucleotide messenger RNA. It is a transcript of the gene TSGA10, whose product is annotated as testis specific 10. The coding region runs from base 1 to 2205 and encodes 734 amino acids. The record is from RefSeq and is a predicted model, not a curated record. Lineage: Eukaryota; Metazoa; Chordata; Aves; Galliformes; Phasianidae. The transcript has 17 exons.